This is a messenger RNA of Prosopis cineraria, 1416 nucleotides long. RefSeq names its product beta-carotene hydroxylase 2, chloroplastic-like. Gene Ontology annotation, molecular function: beta-carotene 3-hydroxylase activity. Gene Ontology annotation, cellular component: chloroplast. The coding region runs from base 131 to 1069 and encodes 312 amino acids. The record is from RefSeq and is a predicted model, not a curated record. Gene Ontology annotation, biological process: xanthophyll biosynthetic process; carotene metabolic process. The transcript is spliced from 7 exons. Lineage: Eukaryota; Viridiplantae; Streptophyta; Magnoliopsida; Fabales; Fabaceae.
GCAACAUACUCUCUGCGACACACACAUUGAUCUGUCUCUCUCUCUCUCUCUCUCUCUCUCUCUCUCUCUGCGACACACAUUUCACUCAAACGCAAAUCUCACUCAACCUCAAAGCUUCUAGCGCUCAUCCAUGGCGGCAGGAUUCUCCGCCACCAUAACCUUGAAGCCCAUCGACUUCUUCCAUACCUCAGACCCCCUCCCCAAGGCGGUCCCACCUCUUCUCUUCACUUCCUUAAGAUGUUUCCCUCGUCGGACUACCACAACCCGUCGAAGCCCACGGUUACCCUCCUUCACUGUCUGCGUCCUCAUGGAGGAUCCCAAACAGAGCAUCCAGAUCGAAGCCGACGACGAAGAGAAAGAGCCUAAUAAUCGAGUCGAUUCCGAUUCCGAAGCUGUAUCAGUUCGCAUGGCAGAGAGAUUGGCCAGGAAGAGAUCGGAGAGAUUCACUUAUCUCGUUGCGGCUGUGAUGUCUAGCUUUGGGAUUAUGUCCAUGGCUGUUAUGGCCGUUUAUUACAGAUUCUGGUGGCAAAUGGAGGGUGGAGAAGUUCCUUGGUCUGAAAUGUUUGGUACAUUCGCUCUCUCCGUUGGCGCUGCUGUGGGUAUGGAAUUCUGGGCAAGAUGGGCUCAUAAAUCUCUCUGGCAUGCCUCCUUAUGGCAUAUGCAUGAGUCGCACCAUAGAGCAAGAGAAGGGCCGUUCGAGCUAAACGACGUGUUCGCAAUAAUAAACGCAGUGCCAGCGAUCGGUCUUCUCUCUUACGGAUUCUUCAACAAGGGUCUGAUCCCUGGUCUGUGCUUCGGUGCUGGAUUGGGAAUUACGGUGUUUGGAAUGGCCUACAUGUUCGUCCACGACGGUUUGGUGCACAAGAGAUUCCCUGUGGGGCCCAUUGCCAACGUGCCCUACUUCAGAAGGGUGGCCUCUGCUCACCAUCUUCACCAUACAGACAAAUUCAAUGGGGUUCCAUAUGGACUGUUUUUGGGACCAAAGGAAGUAGAAGAAGUGGGGGGAGCAGAAGAGCUGGAGAAAGAAAUAAUUAGAAGAACAAAAUCUUAUAAAAAUGGAUCAUCAUGACCUAAUUAAUUAUAUAAUGCAAAUCGGUUGUGAUGAUGAGUGAGUGUAGAGGAAUAACCUUUUUAUUCAUUGGAAGAGAUUUUGAUGAUUAGCUUCUUUGUUUACGCAUAGUUGCUACGUGGUUACAUCGUAUGAAGGAAGAAAUAUAAAAGAAGAAAUUAAAAUCAAAAUGGGAUCUCAAAAAGAAAAGAAAAAGAAAAAUGAAGACGAAGACUAGGAGGAGUAAGGGUGGUGUCUUGAGAUGUUCCUUGCAAUGACCAAUCAUCGUGUCCCCACCGAUGUAGCUUGUACAAAGUUACAUUCUUGUUUAAGCAUAUGAAUAUUUCAUAUAGUAAAUUACCUUUUAA